Iphiclides podalirius (scarce swallowtail) is the source of this 342-nucleotide messenger RNA. Lineage: Eukaryota; Metazoa; Arthropoda; Insecta; Lepidoptera; Papilionidae. The record is from the annotation of a GenBank genome assembly.
AUGCCGAAGACAACGAUAUCUCCCGAAGUGGCUGCAGUGCAGGGAACAUUACUGCGGCUGUGCUCCCAUCUACAAAGAAUUCAAUUUAAGAAAAUUCAGAAGGCAGCCUUUGGGAUCCCGCCCAAUGCGAACUGGCCGAGGCAAGCGAUCUAUUGGACACCAGAGGGCGCAUGGCCGCCUGUCAGUAAUCAGUGGUCCAUUGGAGGUGGGCACCCAUAUGAUUCGCCCUUUCCCGUACGAGCAGGCAACGGGCUGGACCCGUCACAGGGCAUGUUGCCGCCUGGAGAUGGUGGACGGGACAUGAGAAUGCCCGUAAGACGCCGAGGUGAGCUAAACCCCUAU